ACAGUUCGCAUUAGGGCCAUCUCCCUUUCCUUUAUUCAAUUUUGUGAGAUUGUCUUAUAUUGUGAUACACAAGUUUGAUUCUUUUUUAGGUAUAGGCCUACAAUUAUUUGGUUUGCAUAUAUUCAUAGCUUCACGACACGUCGUUUUUUCCCGAACGACGAAACAUAAAGGCAUAAACUUUGGGUUUGGGCGAAAGGGUUUUAGCCAGAAAUGGAGAACAGCAGCUUGGAGCAGGUUCUGCAAGAUGCCAAGCUCCACAGACAAAUCAAUUCGCUCAUCGUCGCUCAUCUUCGCGACAACAAUCUCUAUCAGGCUGCUAGUGUCGUUGCUUCCGCAACAAUGACAUCAUUGAAUGAUGAAGCCCCGCCUAAUAAGCUCCUUGAACUGGUUGCCAAGGGCCUUGCAGUGGAGAAAGAUGAGAUGUUGAGAGGGGUUCCGUCAUCUGCAUUUGAUUUGGGUACAUCAAUACCUUCUGGAUAUGGUUCAAUCCCAGCUCCUCGCACUGCUGCUGUUGAUUUUGGUGCAGUGCAGGAAACAAAAGGCUCAUCAAAGAGCUUCCCAAAGCAUGAGACACGCCAUCUUUCAGAGCACAAGAAUAUUGCCAGAUGUGCAAGGUUUAGUCCUGAUGGGAAGUUUGUUGCUACUGGAAGUUCUGACACAUCAAUAAAGCUUUUUGAGGUUGCAAAAAUUAAGCAAAUGAUGCUUCCAGAUGCAAGAGAUGCAAGAGAUGGUCCUGUUAGACCUGUCAUUCGCACAUUCUAUGACCACUUACAACCUAUAAAUGACUUGGAUUUCCAUCCUCAGAACACUGUUCUUAUAUCGGGGUCAAAAGAUAACACCAUAAACAAAACAUGUCUUCAUGCCCCUCUUAUUCUGCCCUUUUUAGUUCUUUGCUGUUUUUUUUCCUCCUCACCUUCGAACAUUACCAGCAUUAGUUGUAAAACAAAACAGGAGUUCACUUCAAACUCUUAUGAUACACACAAUGUGCGUUCAGUAUCUUUUCAUCCUUCUGGAGAUUUUCUUCUAGCUGGGACUGAUCAUCCAAUUCCACACUUGUAUGAUAUCAAUACCUUCCAGUGCUACCUGUCUGCAAAUGCCCCAGAAAUCAAUGAUAACGGAGCCAUAAAUCAGGUCAGGUAUUCUGCUACAGGUGGCAUGUAUGUUACAGCUUCUAAAGAUGGUACCAUUCGUUUAUGGGAUGGUGUAACUGCCAAUUGCGUACGCUCAAUAGCUGGUGCACAUGGCACGGCGGAGGCAACCAGUGCAAACUUUACUAAGGAUCAAAGGUUUGUUCUCUCUUCUGGAAAGGAUUCUACUGUAAAGCUUUGGGAAGUCGGCACUGGAAAAUUGGUUAAACAAUAUCUAGGAGCUACACAUACUCAAUUGCGGUGUCAGGCUGUUUUUAACGAUACCGAAGAAUUUGUACUCUCCAUCGAUGAACCGACCAAUGAGAUUGUUAUAUGGGAUGCUCUGACAGCAGAGAAAGUAGCAAAAUGGCCUUCCAAUCAUAUUGGUGCUUUCCGUUGGCUUGAGCACUCACCAACAGAGGCAGCAUAUGUUACCUGUGGGACUGACAGAUCAAUCCGGUUCUGGAAGGAAAGUCUGUAAAAGCCUAUAGAAAUCGGCUGGUGGCUUUCUUGAUGUGAAGAAAUGUAGAUUGAUCAUUUGAUUUAGGAUUUACUCAUGUCUCGUAGAACUAGAUAAAUGAAUAGAGUGUAACCUACAAAUGACCCCCAACUUAAAACGGUUCCAGUUUGGUCAGAUAAAGUGUUAUUUUGUUUUCUUUUCCUUUUUAGUCAUCAAGUCUUUCUGAUUUAAA
Molecule: messenger RNA, 1819 nt
Organism: Prunus persica (peach)
Lineage: Eukaryota; Viridiplantae; Streptophyta; Magnoliopsida; Rosales; Rosaceae
Product: cleavage stimulation factor subunit 50
Exons: 14
Coding region: 211-1608 (465 amino acids)
Biological process (GO): mRNA 3'-end processing
Cellular component (GO): mRNA cleavage stimulating factor complex
Molecular function (GO): RNA binding; protein binding
Source: RefSeq, a predicted model, not a curated record